CUUCUCUGCAACAAGCCUCCCAUCUGCCAUCAACAAGUUAAGACCGAGGGAACUAACAGCUGCGGAAAGGAAAGACUGAUGCUUUGAUUAACCAGCUGAGCAGUUAGAGGAGGGCGAAAUUAAUAACUUACAUUCAAAUGUGAUUUAAGGAACCAGAGUGAUCACAGAAAAUGAAACCAAUGCUUUUGAAAGGAAUAUCUUAAGGGAAAAAAACGACUCACCCUGGUGGAUUCAGUUUUACUCAAAAAGCCUGGGACACAGAAAACAGGAAACUGGUCAAAGGCUCCUGCAUGUUAGAGCCUUUUACAGACUCACUGCGUUGAGUCUAACAACCGCGACUGAAUGCAGCCUCCAAUGUGCUCGGAAGAAUGGGCUUACAUUUCAAGUGGCCGUUAGGGGCCCCUAUGCUGGCAGCAAUUUAUGCAAUGAGUAUGGUUUUAAAAAUGCUGCCUGCCCUGGGAAUGGCGUGUCCACCCAAAUGCCGCUGUGAGAAGCUGCUCUUCUACUGCGACUCUCAGGGCUUCCACUCAGUGCCAAACGCCACAGAAAAGGGCUCCCUGGGCCUGUCCCUGAGGCACAAUCACAUCACAGAGCUUGAAAGAGAUCAAUUUGCCAGCUUCAGUCAACUUACCUGGCUCCACUUAGACCACAAUCAAAUUUCAACAGUAAAAGAAGAUGCUUUUCAAGGACUAUAUAAACUUAAGGAAUUAAUCUUAAGUUCCAACAAAAUAUUUUACUUGCCAAACACAACUUUUACUCAACUGAUUAACCUGCAAAAUUUGGACCUGUCUUUUAAUCAGCUGUCAUCUCUGCACCCAGAGCUCUUCUAUGGCCUUCGGAAGCUGCAGACCUUGCAUUUACGGUCCAACUCUCUGCGGACUAUCCCAGUACGCCUAUUCUGGGACUGUCGUAGUCUGGAGUUUCUAGAUUUGAGCACAAACCGUUUGCGAAGUUUGGCUCGUAAUGGAUUUGCAGGAUUAAUCAAACUGAGAGAGCUUCACCUAGAGCACAACCAGCUGACAAAGAUUAAUUUUGCUCAUUUCCUACGGCUAAGCAGUCUGCACACACUCUUCUUACAAUGGAACAAAAUCAGCAACUUGACAUGUGGGAUGGAAUGGACCUGGGGCACUUUAGAAAAGCUAGACCUGACUGGAAAUGAAAUCAAGGCCAUCGACUUGACAGUGUUUGAAACAAUGCCUAAUCUUAAAAUACUCCUAAUGGAUAACAACAAGUUAAACAGCCUUGAUUCCAAGAUCUUAAAUUCCCUGAGAUCCCUCACAACUGUUGGCCUCUCUGGCAAUCUGUGGGAAUGCAGCCCUAGAAUAUGUGCUUUGGCCUCCUGGCUGGGCAGUUUCCAAGGUCGGUGGGAACAGUCCAUCUUAUGCCACAGUCCUGACCACACCCAAGGAGAGGAUAUAUUAGAUGCAGUUCAUGGAUUUCAGCUCUGCUGGAAUUUAUCAACCACUGUCACAGCCAUGGCUACAACUUACAGAGAUCCAACCACUGAAUAUACAAAAAGAAUAAGCUCAUCAAGUUACCAUGUGGGAGACAAAGAAAUCCCAACUACGGCAGGCAUAUCAGUUACUACUGAGGAACAUUUUCCUGAACCAGACAAUGCCAUCUUCACUCAGAGGGUAAUUACAGGAACAAUGGCUUUAUUGUUUUCUUUCUUUUUUAUUAUUUUUAUAGUGUUCAUCUCCAGGAAGUGCUGCCCUCCCACUUUAAGAAGAAUUAGGCAGUGCUCAAUGAUUCAGAACCACAGGCAGCUCCGAUCCCAAACACGACUCCAUAUGUCAAACAUGUCAGACCAAGGACCAUAUAAUGAAUAUGAACCCACCCACGAAGGACCCUUUAUCAUCAUUAAUGGUUAUGGACAGUGCAAGUGUCAGCAGCUGCCAUACAAAGAAUGUGAAGUAUAAUAUCUACCCAUCAUCAAAAUUACAUCAGAUAAGUAACCUAUUUUACAUAGUAGGGGCUAAAUAAAUAUCUAAUUUUUAACAAUGGUGACAUUAAGCCUAAUUUUCAAAACCAAGUGGAGACUUAAGUUUUCGAAGUAUUGAAGUGUUUUUAAUUUUUUUAAUGAAAUCAUAUUUUAAGUGUGAAAUGAAGCAAUGCUCACAUUAAUUUGCACUCUUGCUGGAAAGUCUAAAAAUGCUUACUUCAAAAUAUGACAUUUCAUGUAUGUGAUUGUGUACUAUUGAGUGUAAACAUUUACACUAAAGUCUCCAUAUGCUAUUUUUUCCUACUGAGAACGGUUUGGAGAGAAGCUACUGAGCAGAAAAAGAUACGGAUCAGUACUUGUGUGAUCACUGCUUUCCAUCCUAAGUACCACCACUGGCUUGCUGCUUAAAAGGAGACUUAGCAAAGUUCUCUUGUAUGAUAAUUUGGUAUUUACUCAAAUCUACAAUUUACUGCCAGUGUGGGAAGUAUAAUUUCAUGUAUGCUGAAGUCUGGUAAAUAUUAAAUACUCUUCUUCCAGAGUUUUUGCCUGGGUUAAUAGAUAUUAUCAAAGUCCACAUCAUAAAAUCAAAUCCUUUAUGUAAUUAUAAUAAGCUAAGUGACUCCUUAAUACAUUUGAACAAUGAAUCCAAGUGAUUGUGAAAAGGUCUCAUUACAAUGAAAUCAAUACCAAGUAAUUAUAAUGACUUUGCAUCAUACAUCUCUAGUUUGCCAUGAUUAACAUGCUGAUUUUUAUAGCAUUUAGAAAAUUGUUUUAAACUAGUAUUACAUUACCAUUUCACUGAUCAGUUUACUAAAGCCUAUAUUUACAUUUAUAUGUGAGAAAGAUUUAAAAAUUAGUUUGGAGAGAAAAGAGAGCAACUGAGUCAACUCAACCCUAUGACUUGCUCCCUCUAGUCUGAAAGCACACAUGAAAUGCUCUCGCGCUCACUCGUGUGCGCGUUCUCUCUCUCUCUCUCUCUCUCAACUGUCAUGAUCAAAGCUGCCUUGAGAAAGGGGUUUUAAACCUCUUUUGCCUUUUCCUGACCCUCAAACCUCACAGCCAAGUCAAAAUUAAUUGGCUAGCAACAGGCAUAACACUGAUUCUUAUUAGAAUAUAUUAUAAAGGAACCAUUAAAAACCACUUUCUAAAUAUUAUAUACUAAAACCGGACCUUUUGAUAAAGAUAUAUAUUCACACUAUAAAAGCAAUUCCUUCUAAGUGAAGGGAACAACAUAUCACUGAGGCAAACCUUUUUGUGGGAAAACAAUCUAUCUACAUGCUUAUGCAGCCACACAGUGGUAACUCAAAGGUGGCAUGGAGGUGAGGGGAUGAAAGGGAAAGGCAGCAUUUUAAAAUCUGACUCACAGAAACAGGUUAGCUGAAGUUAAGAGGCAGCCAAGAGUGAGGCAAAUGGGUAGCUGUACACUAUCUACAGGUCAAGGCCCUAGGACCUGCAGCUGAAAAGGGGAGGAGGAGGAGGUUCUCUAGUGUUAAUAUAAACAUUCCAUAAUUAACAAAUGAUAAUGAUGCCACACUUUUCAUGUAGAAAAGAGCCAUGGGUAUUACAUUUCUUCAAUUAAUGAUUUCCAUGGAAAAACUGUAACGUAUUUUGAGUUCAGAUGCAAGUUACCAAUUCACGCAGAAUUUUUCCAAAACAAAGUUCCGUGUAUGUAGCAGAAAAAAAAAACAAACCACAAGACAUUAGACCACUGACUUGAUUUUAGAAAAAUGAGGAUUUUUAGAAAUGACAUUUACUGUAUGUGAAAAAGAAAAGAACACGACCAUAAAAGAAAAAAGUUAUCGUUUCUUUAACAUGACAUUCUUCAUUCAAGGCGGAUUUUCUUCAUUGGACUGAAUUGGAAACCUGCUACAACUACAGUUUAACCAUGAGGCUUAACUUUUGUUACUACUAAGAGAGGGGGUCUGUCUACAUUUCAAAGAAAACGUGUCUCAGUAAAGAGCAGACACCAUCACAUUCUGUGGUAAAAAUGUACACUCUAAAUUUUUAAGGUGGGUAAAUCAGUUUGGCAAAGUCUCAGCCCAGUAGAGUUUGGCUGAUCUUGAGCAGUGAGCACUUCACCUCCUGUUGAACCAGACCCUGGGCCUGCCCAGGAAGGGACAAAAGCUGAUUUUAUGGCAUAGAGCACAGCACACUGCUCCCCUACAUAAGGGCUGGCUGGCUUUGAAAUCCCCAUUACAAAUGAGAGUUCCACAAGGUAAAAUUUACCCAACUCAUUUAUCAGGGAAGCCACGGCCAUUUGUCAGAGAAAAGCUUUGUCACAACACAGCUGUGUUCUGAACACACAAGAUUCCACUCGCCCUGAAGGACAGCAAAGGAGUAUUUUUUAUCAUUUCAACAACAUCAAAUUUAACUGAAACUAUGAAAACAAGGGUGAGAAGUACUGACUGGGAAUCCCCACAUUAGUACUAAAGAUUACAGUUAGUAAAAUGGACCCCCAAUCAGCAAAACCCCUAAUGAAAAUAGAAAAGUAAAUUGGAAACUCAAGCCAUUUAGUCAUUCAAGGGGAACAGUAGAGCCAAGGCCACCACAGCAUAAUUUCAAGGUAAAAAAUAACUGAUUUUUUUUGUCCUGCACUUUCUUGGUAAUGUUCUCUGGGGAAAAAAUGAGUAACAAUGCCAAAUAGCAUGUUCCUUUUUCAUUAAAGCGCAAACUUCCCUUUUAAAUUGCCUAUAGAGGACAGGGUUCCAUUUAACUUUGGCCUUUUUGUGUUUUGGUCUCAGCACAGGUUUGAGGAGGAGACUGUCGAUCACAUGUGCUCUUUCCCAACCCGCCAGGGUGAGAGCAUGGCAGCCACACUGCAGACCCUGCUAAGGAGAUGUCAGGGCUCUUGGUUUUCAGUUUUGUUGUAUCCUCCUCAGCCUCCUCUCCCAACACACCCAGUCCCCAGGCCCCACCUAAGGUUAGAGGAAAAUGACCACUUACCAAGAACCAGAAAAACAAUAAAAUCUCUCUGGAAAAAGGAAAGCUAAAGAAGGUUAUGAUACUGCACCCAGCUAGUAACCAAAACUAGUUUGGAAUCAUUUGUAUUCAUUUCUGCAGUUUGCCAGGGAUUCAAUCACCUCUCUAAAAUGAGAGUGGGCUGAUACAUUUGCAAAUCCACACACAACUCAGACAGAAUACCCACUGCCAACAUCAAAUAGCAAAGAUACUAAUUUUUUAAGCCAAAAAUCUGCUCUAACACAUGUAAUUUCUUAAUGUGCCUAAGUUCUGUACCAAUUUAAUGAAUGGAAUUGACUGAACUUUCCAAACUCCACUAAUUAUUAAAAUCCACCUGCUUAUUCUGAUGCUAGUCACCAAGAGCUAGACGCCAUCUUUCCAAUAAAAAUGAGCCCCAUGUAGCACUAGGUCUGAAUCCUAAAAUUGAAAAAAGACAGUUUCUUAAGGCAUACUUCCUAUACAGAGCUAUGGGGGGAGGAUAUAAAUACCCCAUUCUCCCUCUACAUUGUGGAUAUCAAUAUGAUAUUUGAAAAAAUAUUUUUAGAAGCUGACUUACAUGAACAUUUUCCUAAUACAGCAAUACAGUGACAGACCUGUCUCAAAAAUCUUUUGAGAUAUGCUUUUCGUAUCUUAUUGGUUAAAGUGCUUCAACCAGAAAAAUACAAUGGUGAUAAGGCCAUCCAUAGAUACUUAAAUAUUUCUGUCCCUAAGCUAGGGAAAACUUGAAUAAUUUAAGGCAAAAACAAACAGAAAAUGAUAGUUUAAGCUUUCAUACUGUCAUUGCAAACAUCUGGAAACACCUGCUACUCCUUCAACCUACCUGUUCUUCCUUGGUAAUUAAAAGAAAAGUUUCAUCUAUGGAAUGUUUGUUUACCCUUUCUAUCCACACAGACUGGAAACCAAAAGUACAGUCCAAACACAUUGUGUUCAAUCACCUUAA
Messenger RNA from Phyllostomus hastatus (greater spear-nosed bat), 5840 nucleotides. RefSeq names its product leucine rich repeat transmembrane neuronal 2 (gene LRRTM2). Gene Ontology annotation, molecular function: protein binding. NCBI's taxonomy places the organism in Eukaryota, Metazoa, Chordata, Mammalia, Chiroptera, Phyllostomidae. The transcript is spliced from 2 exons. Bases 369 to 1919 code for a protein of 516 amino acids. The record is from RefSeq and is a predicted model, not a curated record.